Messenger RNA from Naegleria lovaniensis, 618 nucleotides. RefSeq lists its product as uncharacterized. Gene Ontology annotation, biological process: protein import into nucleus. Gene Ontology annotation, molecular function: small GTPase binding; guanyl-nucleotide exchange factor activity. NCBI's taxonomy places the organism in Eukaryota, Heterolobosea, Eutetramitea, Acrasida, Naegleriidae. Bases 1 to 618 code for a protein of 205 amino acids. The record is from RefSeq and is a predicted model, not a curated record. Gene Ontology annotation, cellular component: nucleus. The transcript has a single exon.
AUGUUUCAACAACAGCAACAAGUGCAAGCCAAUGGAUCGGACCUUGUUGUUCGUCAAUUAUUUGGAGGAGCCAUGUCCAUUUUGUUACCAGUGAAUUAUUUGGACGCCUCCCAUUUCAGAGAAAUUCCCGAUAAUCAAGAGGUUUGGACUGAUAAUUUGGAAGCACCAACUUCAUCGAGUGGAGUGCAAUCAUCAAGUUGUCCUUCUAUUAUAAUUGAAAUUUUAUCAAGACCUGAAAAUGUAUCGGAUGCAAAUAUUACGGAAUUUUUGUUUAAUGAUUUGGCGGAUGCGAAUCAUGUUGCUGCCAAUCAAAGAUUAUUACUCAUGCAGCCUUUUAAUGACACUCAACAAACAAAAACAAGUAAUUUUCCAAUGGCUGAUUAUGCAGCAGGAGCUGUUGGGAAAAUGAUGGUUGAGAAAAAUAGAGGCAUGGAUGAAGUUACUGUGUUUUUAUGGGUUGUAAGAUUGAAGCACAUUGAUACUGAUAUCUUAAUAUCGUUAAAUGACCCUAUGGUGAAAUAUUCCACUUCUGACGAAGCUGCUCAAUCUUCCAGAAUGAAACUUUUCGAAAAAAUUAUUCGCUCUCUCACAGUGAAUGAUUGGAAUUUAUUUGCCUAA